Messenger RNA from Aspergillus campestris IBT 28561, 2019 nucleotides. RefSeq names its product alpha-keto acid decarboxylase family protein. The transcript has 5 exons. Bases 259 to 1965 code for a protein of 568 amino acids. NCBI's taxonomy places the organism in Eukaryota, Fungi, Ascomycota, Eurotiomycetes, Eurotiales, Aspergillaceae. The record is from RefSeq and is a predicted model, not a curated record. Gene Ontology annotation, molecular function: carboxy-lyase activity; thiamine pyrophosphate binding; magnesium ion binding.
CAAGUCUGAGCGUAUCGAUUAGCAUACCAACAAAAGUGGGUUGGUUCUGUAGUAGUUACCUACAUAGUCCUACCUGGUUUGGAGAAACACAUGACAUCACGUCUCUUUCAUGACGUUAUAGGCUGCCGUUGUUACAUCCUUAUAAACCAUUGCCAGCCAACCCACUCUUCUCCCCAAAAAUAUAUUACUCAUUCCUCUACUCCUCCAGGUUUUGGCUCUUAGCAUAGUUGUUAAUCAAAGCCAACCGAAACCCACAUCAUGCCUAACGAUAUCGCAACCAGAGAGCUUCGCGAGCCAGUUGAUAUUGCCGAAUACCUCUUCCGGCGACUCCAUCAGGUUGGAAUUCGUUCGGUGCAUGGUGUUCCCGGUGACUACAAUCUUGUCGCUCUGGAUUACCUGCCAAAAUGCGGACUGAACUGGGUGGGCAACUGCAAUGAACUCAACGCGGGAUACGCUGCCGACGGAUACGCUCGAGUCAAGGGAAUCAGUGCCUUGGUCACUACCUUCGGUGUCGGAGAGCUUUCCGCACUCAACGCCAUCGCAGGAGCAUAUUCGGAGUUUGUCCCCAUCGUCCACAUUGUCGGCCAGCCGCACACGCGGUCGCAGAAGGAUGGGAUGCUGCUGCAUCAUACCCUGGGGAAUGGGGACUUCAAUGUCUUUGCCAGAAUGAGCUCGGGAAUCUCGUGCGCGAUGGGACGACUGAAUGAGACCCACGAAGUGGCAACGCUCAUCGAUAACGCCAUUCGAGAAUGCUGGAUUCGCAGCCGACCGGUCUACAUUACUCUGCCCACGGAUAUGAUUGUGCAGAAGAUCGAGGGCGACCGGCUCAACUCCCCUAUCGACCUCACUCUGCCCCCGAAUGACCCCGAGAAGGAAGAUUAUGUGGUGGAUGUCGUUUUGAGAUACCUGCACGCUGCUCAGAGGCCGGUCAUCCUGGUUGAUGCUUGCGCUAUCCGCCACCGCGUCCUUGAUGAAGUCCACGACUUGAUGGAAGCCUCCAGAUUGCCAACCUUUGUGGCACCAAUGGGCAAGGGAGCAGUGGACGAGACCCAUAAGUGUUACGGUGGUGUUUACGCGGGAACUGGGUCGUAUCCCGAGGUUCGGGAGCAGGUCGAGUCGUCUGAUUUAAUUCUGAGUAUCGGAGCCAUCAAGUCCGACUUCAACACCACCGGGUUCACCUAUCGCAUUGGUCAGCUCAAUACUAUUGACUUCCACAGCAACUACGUUCGCGUGCGGUAUUCGGAAUACCCCGACAUCAACAUGAAAGGCGUCUUGCGGAAGGUCAUCCAGAAAAUGGGCUCGGUCAACGCCCAACCACCGCCGCCACUGACGAACACCGUGCCCAACGAAGAGAAGUCUUCCGGUAACCAGGCGAUCACCCAUGCGUGGCUGUGGCCCACUAUUGGACAGUGGUUGAAGGCGAACGACAUUGUCAUCACGGAGACUGGAACGUCGAACUUUGGCAUCUGGGAGACUCGUUUCCCGCCCAAUGUCACAGCCAUCAGCCAAGUUCUGUGGGGAAGUAUUGGCUACUCGCUGGGCGCAUGCCAGGGUGCGGCUUUGGCUGCUAAGGAGCAUGGCCGCCGAACUGUGCUGUUCAUUGGCGACGGCAGUCUGCAGCUAACUGUCCAGGAACUUAGCACCAUGAUCCGGAACAAGUUGAACCCCAUCAUAUUCGUGAUCUGCAACGAGGGAUAUACCAUCGAGCGGUAUAUCCACGGCUGGGAUGCGGCAUACAAUGACAUCCAGCCGUGGGAUAUCAAGAGUCUUCCGGUGGUAUUCGGCGCCAAGGACCAGUACAAGGGGUACAGAGUUCAAACCAGAGACGAGGUGACCAAGCUCUUUGCGAACAAAGAAUUUGCGGAUUCGUCUGUCCUGCAGUUGGUGGAGCUCCAUAUGCCCCGUGACGAUGCCCCGCCGGCCCUGAAAAUCACAGCUGAAGCAGCGGCGAAGAGGAACAAAUGAAUGCUCGGCUAGGAGCUUGACGAUUGUGCUAGCAUGAUUGUCGCACUGGAGGUG